AUGAUGGCGGCCUACGGUGUUGUUCGGGGAACCCGCGGAUUGCUCGAUGGUUUGCGGCUGUCGUUUAGGAGUCUGGCGCCGGUCAAGCGUGGUGCGCCGACGCUAUCGGCGAAACGAUGCUACUCGGUCAGCCACCUAUCCGUGCGGGAGCGCAUUGAGAAGAAACGAGAGGCGGCGCUGGUCGGGGGAGGUCAGAAGAGGAUCGACGCGCAACACAAACGGGGCAAGCUGACGGCUCGGGAGCGAGUGGAGCUCCUGCUGGACGCCGAGUCCUUCUGCGAGACAGACAUGUUUGUGGAGCACCGCUGCUCCGACUUCGGCAUGGAGCAGGAUCAAAACAAGUUCCCCGGUGACAGCGUGGUGACGGGAAGCGGGAGGAUCAAUGGCCGCCUGGUGUACGUCUUCAGCCAGGAUUUCACCGUGUUUGGUGGGAGUCUGUCUGGAGCUCACGCACAGAAGAUUUGCAAGAUAAUGGACCAGGCCAUGAUGGUGGGAGCACCCGUCAUCGGCCUCAACGACUCCGGAGGUGCUCGCAUCCAAGAAGGCGUGGAGUCUCUGGCUGGCUAUGCGGAUAUAUUCCUGAGGAACGUGAUGGCGUCCGGGGUGGUGCCUCAGAUCUCCCUCAUCAUGGGACCAUGUGCGGGGGGCGCCGUCUACUCGCCCGCCCUGACCGACUUCACCUUCAUGGUCAAGGACACGUCGUACUUGUUCAUCACGGGUCCUGACGUGGUCAAGUCAGUCACCAAUGAAGAUGUCACUCAAGAGGAGCUGGGCGGAGCCAAGACGCACACCAGCGUGUCAGGCGUGGCACAUCGAGCUUUUGAGAACGACGUGGAAGCUCUGCUGCACCUGCGCCACUUCUUCAACUUCCUGCCGCUCAGCAAUCAGGACGCGGCGCCUGUCAGGGAGUGUCUCGACUCCGGCGAGCGCCUGGUUCCUAUGCUGGACACAAUCGUCCCGUUCGAGUCGACAAAGGCCUACGACAUGUUGGAUAUCAUCCACGCUAUAGCAGAUGAGAGAGAAUUCUUCGAGAUCAUGCCCGACUACGCCAAAAACAUCGUGGUGGGGUUCGCCCGCAUGAACGGGCGCACGGUGGGGAUCGUGGGGAACCAGCCCAAAGUAGCUUCUGGCUGCCUGGACAUCAACUCGUCCGUGAAGGGCGCUCGCUUCGUGCGCUUUUGCGACGCCUUCAACAUUCCCAUCGUCACCUUCGUGGACGUGCCGGGCUUCCUGCCGGGCACGUCUCAGGAGUACGGCGGUAUCAUCCGACACGGAGCCAAGCUGCUGUUUGCCUUUGCCGAGGCCACCGUUCCUAAGAUCACCGUCAUCACCAGGAAGGCUUACGGCGGCGCGUAUGACGUGAUGAGCUCCAAACAUCUGAGAGGAGACGUCAACUACGCUUGGCCCACGGCCGAGGUGGCCGUCAUGGGCGCCAAGGGAGCCGUUCAGAUCAUCUUCAGAGGGAAGGAGAACCAGGCCGAGGCCGAAGCGGAAUAUGUGGACAAGUUUGCCAACCCUUUUCCUGCUGCAGUCAGAGGUUUCGUGGAUGACAUCAUCGAGCCGUCCGCCACGCGCAAGAGGAUUUGCAGAGACUUGGAAGUGCUGGCCAGUAAGAAGCAGGUCAACCCUUGGAAGAAGCACGCCAACAUUCCUCUGUAAAAAAACAUUGCAUCACCCCCCCCCCCCCCCCCACACUGGAAGCCUGGAGUGCAUAAAACAUCAGCAGGUCAAUCCCAGAUAGGAUCAGUACAAUUUUUUAAUGGCAUUCUUGUCAACUGAAGAAUUUCAUUCAUACUAUGAAUAUUUUUAUCAUUUUCUUUUUUUCCCUCCCCUCUACCUUCAACUUCACUCUUCAUGUCUGGAUUUAGGUCAAACCGAAAUGGUGCCUUUUCAAUCAAAAUACAAUAAAUAGUGAACUUUAAUAAAA
This is a messenger RNA of Syngnathus typhle (broad-nosed pipefish), 1927 nucleotides long. It is a transcript of the gene pccb, whose product is annotated as propionyl-CoA carboxylase subunit beta. The coding region runs from base 1 to 1659 and encodes 552 amino acids. The transcript is spliced from 14 exons. The record is from RefSeq and is a predicted model, not a curated record. Gene Ontology annotation, molecular function: propionyl-CoA carboxylase activity. Gene Ontology annotation, cellular component: mitochondrion. NCBI's taxonomy places the organism in Eukaryota, Metazoa, Chordata, Actinopteri, Syngnathiformes, Syngnathidae.